Messenger RNA from Pseudocercospora fijiensis CIRAD86, 690 nucleotides. RefSeq lists its product as uncharacterized. Lineage: Eukaryota; Fungi; Ascomycota; Dothideomycetes; Mycosphaerellales; Mycosphaerellaceae. Gene Ontology annotation, biological process: nuclear-transcribed mRNA catabolic process, RNase MRP-dependent; intronic box C/D snoRNA processing; tRNA 5'-leader removal. Gene Ontology annotation, cellular component: ribonuclease MRP complex; nucleolar ribonuclease P complex. The record is from RefSeq and is a predicted model, not a curated record. The coding region runs from base 1 to 690 and encodes 229 amino acids. The transcript has a single exon. Gene Ontology annotation, molecular function: RNA binding.
AUGAACAAAAUAUCAACAGGACGCAUAGAGAAGCGCAAAUUGCCCAAAUCUGCCUCAAUUUCCAAACGUCCACUCCUCCGCCCCUCAAUCCCCUCACCAUACGCCGGCUCUUCGCAACCAAAAGUCAUAUAUGUCGGCAGCAAAACUCCCUUCCUCUCAGCAGUAAAACGGACCGAGAAGCUACUCCAGCUCGCCGACAAGAGACUCGUGCAGGCAGGGACGCAAUCCGCAAAGAACAACUGGCGAAGAGGUCCGGACGAUGAGAUCCAAGCUAUUGCUGAGGAAGUGGAGCAUCUCAAGAAAAAGAAGGAUGGGAAUGAAGAAGUCGUGAUCAAAGGGACAGGAAAAGCUAUUUCUAAAGUUAUGGGACUAGCGGUUUGGUUUCAGGAGAGGGAGGAGUAUGUUGUGAGAUUGAAGACGGGGAGUGUGGGGGCUGUGGAUGAUGUUAGAUAUGAGGAGGAAUGCCAACAGUUGAAGGACCAAUCGGGAGAAUCAGAUAGAACUACUGCCGCUGGAAUUGAGAAUGAGCAGCCUGAUGAGGCUGUUGCUAAGAAGAAGCGGAAAUCGAAAGAAGGUGUUACGAGGGUUGUUAAGAGGGAGGAGGAUGGAGAUGAGGAUGGAAAGAGGGAGAUUCGAGAGACUCAGAUUCGCCAGGUGAGUGUUUUGGAGGUGUAUGUGAGCUUAAGAUGA